UGUCCGCUGUCGGCCCCCUCUUUGAACACAGAUAAGGAAAGCACACUCGCACCAAAAACACACAGCUCCACGCACACACACACCAAAAACACACACUACACACAGUGAAAGGAUGAGCAGCGGCGGUGGCGCUGAGGUUGUUCUUCCCUUGACGUCAUCUGGUUCUUCCUACUCUCUCACCACACAUGUAUCUUACAGCUGUGGCUCCUGCAGCUAUGAACUCAACCUCAACUCCUGCAACCGCAACAUAUCAGUCAUCGACGCAAACUAUGAAAAGUCAAUGAAACGAGGGGUCAUUUCGUUCUUUUCAAUCGAUGAGAGCAGGUUUACACAGAUAAGCAAGGUCCGGUGGUUACCCUACUUGGCAUCCAAGAACUCGUGGAGACUGUUCCAACGACGAACCAAACUGCUGUGUAGAAAUUGCGGGAACCACAUUGGCACGGCCAGGAAUGUGGAUGAUACUUGUUCGUCUCCAUUUCAAGUGGUCAAGCAGAGGUCAGUGACUUGGGACGGGAUCUCUGCACGUAGAACGUAUGAGAUGAGAAUACGGUCAUUGAGGCCAUUGUCCUUUGAGGGGUCUGCUCUCUUGAUCUGAACUUCAAGGAGGAUGGUAGAGACAAAGUCAUUUUUUGUUGGAUGUAUGGUAGAGACAAAGUCAUUUUUCAGUUUGUUCAUUGCAAAUGAGUGUAGUCAAAGGUGAAGGAAAUAAGAGUUGGUCAUGUCAUGAAUGUAUUAUAAUCUGUGAAAUGGUUCUGUAAUUUAAGCUCUUUGUUGUAAUGUAUUGGAUUGCUUAAACGUUUUAGGUCUGAAAUUCUGCAAUUAGGUAUAAAAACCAUUGCCGGCAGAAUUGCACUUUUGAUCUCGCUAGAUAGGCUUUCACUUUUUAUCUCAAACUUUACAGAUCGAAAU
Messenger RNA from Sesamum indicum (sesame), 909 nucleotides. RefSeq lists its product as uncharacterized. The record is from RefSeq and is a predicted model, not a curated record. Lineage: Eukaryota; Viridiplantae; Streptophyta; Magnoliopsida; Lamiales; Pedaliaceae.